UGAAAAGAGAGUAAACUGGUGAGAGAGAUAAUCAGUUUGGCAGUCGCAUCGUUGAGUGCGACACAGACAGUUUGGUUCUCGUUGACGAAGGAUGUGACCACGUGAUUUCCAAUUAUUCCUCGCACCGAAUAAACACAUUCAAAACGAAAUCGGCUUUUCUUUUUGUCAAAUUAUAUUUAUAAAAAAAAAAUAAUUGGACUAUAAGUAAAACGUGAAUCGGUGAAAACGGAAUCGUUUUGUUCGUGAAAAAUGAAGAAUUUUUUUUUGUGAUAAAAAAAAACAAUAAUGAAUGAGGAUAAAAAUAUUCUAAUAAAUCGUUGAAAAAAUGAUAAAACGAAAUUAUUCCCCUCGAAAAAGUGAAUUCGAAAAUUCAGUUGGUGAACAUCGUGAACGUUAUUUAUAGCCGCAGGAAAAAAGAGAACAAAUUCAUCAGAUUAAAGAGUUCGGUUUCGUCAUCCAGACAAAAUAAAGGAACACAAGAAAACGAAGGAAAGGGACGCGCUGACACGCCGGCGGUCGAGGCUCGGUGUCCAACGGCCAGGAAAAAAUGUCGGAAGGGAACAACGAAUGAAAAAAAUCUGGAAAGCAGUGCUGUCAAAAUGCGGCUUUGAUAGUUGUGAAGAGCGUUCGAAGCACGGCCUCCCUCGAGCCCGCUGCUCGCUCGUCGCGCACGGCGAUGUCUUCUUCGGCAUCGUCCAACAAACUCCAAAUACUCUGGGACAACUUCAUCCACGCCGAACCGCAGACUUACGAGAAAUCGUCGUGGCUCGAUAUUUUUCUUGCUGAGUUACUGGCCCAAGUCAAGGAAGGACGUGAUCUCAAGGAUGUGCUUUCAUUCUGUUCGGUCGGUGGCGGUGGAGUGUCGACCCUGGUGGCCUGCGAGUUACUAUCGGACGUGCACGAGCUGUGUGCAGCGCGUAGCGACGGCGGAGAGUUGUUAGGAUUGCGUAGAUAUUUGGUGGAAGAGCGAGGAUGGCGUUCGCUGGCGGUGUUGCAUCUGUUGGGAGUCCGAGGGCUGUCGUGUGGGCGGGAAUUGGUGGCGUUGCUGGUGGCGCUCUAUCCGGUGGCUUAUCAGGACGAGGAGGAUUCGGUGGGGGCGAAUCCCUACGUGAAGUUUCAUUGCAACGACGAUACGGUCGACACGGUGGAGAUAAUUCCGCACACGAAGAGGAAGAUAAGCGGGAGCGCGAAGAGUCGAAGUGUGGAGCAUCAAUCGUCGAGGAAACGAACGAGGCGUCAGAGCACGGCGGGGGCGAGGAGCCUGCAUUUGCAGCGAUCGAAAAUCGGGGGAGAAGCGAAGCAGCUGCAGGAGCAGCAGCAGCAGCAGGGAGAAGAGAAAGGGACGAGCGAGUCUGAAGUCUUGACGGAUGGGAUCGACCAGGCGCGCUCUUUGACCCUGAAAAUCCGGCUGAAUCCAAUGGACUUUGAGUACUUCACGUCCGUGGUGAGAAGCGACGAGGAACAUCGUUGGGAAGCGAGUCUGUACGAGCUCCCGGCUCGCCCGGUCCGGAGGACUUGGCAGGAUUUUAUCGACGAGCGAGUGAAAAAAGUACUGGAAACUAAAAUCAGCCAUUUCGAGACGAGUCUCUUGAUAAUUCAGCUGUUGCAGGGCUUGCGGGACUACGCGACGCCUGCUGAGCAGACGCCGGCUGUCCAAGUGCUCAAAUUCGCUCUGGAUACGCUCUGGGCUCUGCAGUUUGGGAUCGACGGAGCAAACUUGAGCGGCACUGAAUGCGCGACUCUGAAAGCAGCGGCUGCGAGGCUGAUGCUGGGUGCGAUGGAACGGGUUCUGCGGGCGGACGAGCCGACGACGGCCGUCAUCCACAACGGCCUCUUGCCAAUGACGUUGAGGCUACUCGAGGACGCUUGCAGCAAGCCCGUCACAGUUUUACGAGCCGAGGAAGGCUCCCUGCUCCAGGAAUUCAUAUUCGCGACGACUUAUGGGAUCAUAACGUUUCUUUAUUGCCUCCUCCAUCAGCGAGGCACCACCGAGAAACUCAAAGACUUUCUCGAGUUGUUUCAACUCUUCACCGAGAGCCAAGAUGGCAAACUCGUUGAACGCACGAUCCUCGCGAUCGUAAACUUGCCCUCCGUCGAUCAAGGCCGCUCGGUGACACGCGCGAGAAAAGUAAUCGACAUGAUCGGCGCCCUGACCAGCGCCCUGAAACGCGUUCGUCAAGAUCUUUGUCACAUGGGACACUGCCAACGCUCUCGACAUCGCUCCUGCACCGAUGCCAUCGAGCCCCAUCAUCAUUUCGACAUCCUCGGCGUCACGUAUCCUCACCAACCCCUCGUCGGUACCAUAACACAACAAACUUGCUGCGUCUCCUCUCUUUUCAUGACUCUCACCUCGCUCACCAAAGAAGCUCAUUCCUUCGUAAUCGAGCUCCAAGUUCGACUCCUCAAAGUCAUCACCGCGGCUGGAACUUGCUGCUGCUUCCCACCCAAAGUUCUUCUCACUUCUAUCGUCGCUUUUCUCAAGCGACGCAACCCCCAAACUUACGCACCUUCCGUCGCCCUCCUUGAGAGAACUCUCUUCAAAGAACUGGGCGCUUAUCCUGGCCUGGACACCUGCAACACGUGCAACAAACCAACCAACUAUUCUUGGGAGUUUCUCGAACUUUACGCCGACCUUUUGACCCCCGACGAGCCUAAACUCUCCUACGUUGUUAUGUCACACCUUCUCAAAGUCACUCCCAAUUCCAGCUUCCACGUCAGGAGAGAAAUGCUCUUUCGUGUCUUCUAUCCAACUUUGCUCAGCGCCAAGGCCACUUAUCUCGAGAAAAAGCACGAAUCUAACGCCGAGUUUCUCAUCCAGUCCUGUCUCUCCGUCGUCUCCAGCCUCCUCGUAAACGCGCCCAUGUGCGAACGUUUCACCGAAAUGAAUGGCCUCGAAGAUGCUCUCAGCCUGCUGCCGAACCCCAGUUUCACCAGGCACGUUUACAGCCUUCUCGAAGUCGUCGUAAUCAUGGAAAUCUGGAAAUCCGUGUGCGAAGAUCCAUCAGAACUUCGAGUCUCCGAAGCGCCGGCGCUGUCUGCACUAUUUCACGCUCUCGAGAGGGAAACCAACGGCCUCAUCGACCUUCUAGAAACCUUCAGGAGCCAAAGUCUGCAGGAAAUCAUUCAAGAAACGCGCAAACAUCGGGCCGAUCGAUUUUGCACGAAUUUCGAUAAUAAAUAUUCCUACACGGAUAACGAUCAUUCGACCAACAUCGACGAUGCUCCGGACCAGUUUCAUCCAAACUACGAAUCCACCAAAGGCCUUAAAGACGACACCAUUUCCUCUGAUGAGCUUUUCCAAUCCGCUGAAGAAGACAAAACGCUUCAGGAUCGUGAAAAAAUCGACAAGGACCUUCGCCGUCUCGAUUCAGACGUCAAUUUUCGCAAUAACGUCUGCCUCUUCCAAGCCAGUGCUGCCUGGAGAGCCGCUGCUGGCGUUGCUCUCUCCAGCCCACGAUUUCGCAGUGAACUUUCUCAACAUCCCCUCGCCGAAAAAUCGCUCAAACUCUUCAAAAUUCUCGCUGUUCUCAUCGCCACUGAUAAAAUCAAAGACACGAGUAAAUCGUCACACCGGUUGAUCGAGGCCUUAAUCACGUGCUGCCUGACAUCACCACUGUGUGACUGCGACGUCGUCACGGAGCUCGGGAAAGCACUCAUCAAUGGCGGCAUCAAAUUAGGACGUGGAAUUGCUAUGCUGGUCGAAGCUUUGCUCAGAGUUUCCAUGCUUAGGCCUAGCCAAGAACAAACUAUGCCACAACCGACCCGACCUCGACUUCCAACGAUGACCUUGGACACUCUGCCCGACUGUGUUGGCGAAGAAAGCAGCAAUGGAGAAUACGUGACAGCUGAUGACGGUUACGAGGCCGAUAUCGAGGUUCAAGGUCGCAGCCCUUCGAACACGACUCCGAAGAAGCCAAAUCCCCUGGGCCCGGUUGUUGAACCGAGAGGCCACGCGAACGCUCAUCCUGCGUUGUGCUCCCUCGCUGUCGACCUCCUUAUUCACUUUAGCGAACAAGGUUUGGAUGGCGAUCGCGGAGCCAUCGUAACCGGCGGAUUGAGACGCGUCGCUGUAACUUGUCGCGAAAGUGCUUCCAGCUGCGCUGCACUCGCUGGGUCUGGAGCUAUAACGCGAAUUCUCGAAGGUUUUAAAGACAUUCUUAUCAGCAAAGAUCCUCAAUAUCAAGACUUGCAACAUGCAGCUCUCGAAGUUUUUAUGCUUUUGGCAACUCAGUCAAUUUCGCCAUCGGAACUUGUGACGUAUCUUUCGCUAUUCAAAGUGCGAUCACCGCCGUUGUUGCCGUUGCUCGAGCCACUAUUUCGUCUCGUUUUGGCAUCCCGUCCACAGCCGAAUUAUAUUCUACCAUUUCCGGUAACCGGAGAACCGGAAACGGUCACGGUGAGCAACGAGAGUCAGGACAAAGAUCCGGAGAAGGCGGAAAAUCUUGUGAACAACUUUCGCAAGAAACACUUGGCCUCGGGCAUUUGUAGCCCUUGGUCCGUUCAUGCAACGUGUUUACCCGUUGGACCCGAGUUGUCCUGGCCACUCUGGCUCAACGGAUGCUCCGCCUCGAUGUGGCUUCGCGUCGAAAGAGGGUUGUCCAUGAGCGGCCGCGGAACCACCGUCUCUGUUGCACCUGCUCUCGAUUCCGGGAGCGAAAACUUAUCCGAUUGGGGCGUCCUUUCCGACAAUUGGAGUCGCGAAGUAGUUGCCGGCUCCGUUUCGCCGCCUACGCCCACAACGAUAAUCCACCUCAUGUCCGUUGGCUUCGAAUCGCUAGUUCUAGAAACUUGGCUGGAUUUAAGAUCAGAUAAAUUGAUACUUCGUUUGACACGUCCGGAUGACAAAACUAAUCGAACGAUAUCUGAGACAUCGAUAAACGGGAUGUUACCGUCGGGACGUUGGCAUCAUUUGGCUCUCAAUUUUAAGGACAUGAUUUUGAACAAGAGGAGUGCGGUGAUCGAGGUGACGAUUUGGAUCGACGGUUGGCGGGAAGCGACAGCGCAAUUGGCGUUCGACGGUCUGCUGGUGAGGAAACGUGUGACGACGUGCGUCCUCGUCGGGCAAACGGGGCCGAGCGGGAGCGGAGCUUGGUAUAUGGGAAAUUUGAUGCUAUUUCGGUGUCCCGUUUUCACUCGCGAAAAAGCUCUUUAUUUAGCGAGCCUCGGUCCGAAUUACACGAAUUUAGCCGAUUGCGUGUUGAACACCGUAAAACCGGACUUUGCGCCGCUGAUAGCGUCCGGUGCUUUGAACGGCGUGCGGGAACUGAAGUUUGAAGGUGGAAAAUUCGACGUUGGAAGGCGAAAAUCUUACGGUGGCACGUAUUUGAGACACGCGGUUGAAACGAAAAUAAGCGAGACGAAAAUCGACUGGGAUUCUGUGAUGGACGCGACGAAUUCUCACCUCGGCGAGCUCCAGGACAAUCUUCUGUUGAUUUACGAAGCUCAAAAUCCCCAAAUCGUUCAUCUUUAUCCACAAGCGAUAGCGAAUCCUAACGUCGUUAGAAAUUUGUUUCCCGGACAGCCAGGAUUCCGUGUUGUCACCGCUCCCGAGCAUCGCGUAUCUCAGCAGCCUCCCCUUUCGAUCUCUCCUAUUCUCGCUGCCAAACUCGAGUGCCAACAGUACCGCGGCCUUGUUCCCGCCGCCACUCUCAUCGGCGGAACUCCCAUUUUUUUGUACCUUUUCGCACGCGUCGUCGAGCUCAACUCCACCGAAGAAGAGCAAGCUCUCGCCCUCUCCAUCGUUCUUCACCUCGCUCGCAGCGACUCCGAACUCCUCAAUCAAUAUCGAUCCGAAGGCGGACCUUCACUUCUCCUCAGAGUAUUAGAGUCUCCGAGAUGUCACGCUGGAAAACACAUCCUCAAAGCGAUCCUCGAUGCCGCCUGUGACAGCCCCAUCCUCAUCAAAGAUAUCGCCACUGGAAAUCACUCCGUUUCACUAAAUUCUGAAGCUGUCGUCACCGACCCUGAACUCGUCAAAGGCGCUCUUGGCGCUUGGAGAACUUGGGCAAAAUAUGAUUCGCUCAAUCUCUUCCUUCAGGCUCUUCUCAUUCUUUUACGCGAUCAGCAUUCCCAAAGGGAAUUCAACUCGUCGCAGUUCAAUCGCGUUGGAAUAGUCGAAACUAUUCUUAUGCUCUGUAAGGAACAUUUUAUGUACGAAGAUUUGGGAGCUGUGCUGGAUCCAACCACGGGAAAUGCGGUCGUCGAAUUGAUACGUGCCCUCAUGGGCGCUCCGCCUGAAUUUGCUCAUUUGGUGGCGAUCACCGAUUACCUGGUUCUGGUUCAUCAAGCAUCGGAAACUUACGUCACACAUUCUCGUCAUAAUAUUUACUUUUUGUUACCUUCUUUGGACGAGAAGAAAAACAAUGCGAAAAUUGGCUCCGUCGCGACUGUUAGCUCGUCCGACGAAUCCCUUGAAACUUUGGAGACGAGCAAGCUCAAUAAAGCCUUGACAAACGUUCAAAUUCAGAGAGACCGAGCAGCGAGGAGGAAGGAACGACGCAAUGAACCAUCGAAAGAGACGAGCGGAGGCGAAGAUUCCGGAAUUGCUGCCAGCGAUGGAUCGAAUCAACAGACGAAUGAGAAAAUUUCGAAUUGGACGGACGAGAGACGAGCCUGCCAAGGUCUCGUGUGCGAAGGAUUGCUUCUGUUGCUGCGAGACGCUUUGCGAGUUUUGCCAGACAGUCAAGUAGGUUCGGUACUGAAGCACGUGUUACGAGCCGAACUGUUGCUCGUGCUGGCAAACAAUCCUGACACUCGAGUUCGCACAGCAUUGAUAAGAGUCGUUCAAGCCUAUUUGCAUCGAGCGAGUGACGAAGAAAUCAACAAAUUCAUCAAACAAAAAUAUUUCAUGCAUCUUGCUAAUCAGAUCGCUCUUUACCCCGGAAGCGAUGCACUUAUUCGUGCUCUGGAGGUUCUCGCUGUCAGAGGCCCAACCCUCGCUGCGAUGCCGCCCUUGUUGGCGAUGAUGACAAAAGCCGCUGCCACCGAUCCCAGCAUCGCCAGGCCAAUGGUUUCUUUCAUCACUGACGUCGUUGCCAAGAAUUCAAGUGGUUUGAAAAUGCUUCUGGAACAAGGUCUCGUGGAAUCAUUGGCUCGAGCGCUCGUCGGUGGUGCCCACAAAGGCAAUUCUGUGUCCUUGUUCAGCGACAUCCACGUUCUGCUUGUUGCGAUCGCUACGAAACUUUUGGAGUCACCGGGAAGUCAUCAAAUGCAAGCUGUCUACGAUUUACAUCUGGUUUUGAACCACGUUGAAUUGAAGGAACGGUCUCAGUGCGGAACGAGCACUUCUUGCGUCGCGGUCGUCAGAGACGCUCAAGUCGUUCUUUUCGACGGCGAACUCGACAAUCUCAUGUCCAAAGUUUCCACUAAUUCGGGAUUCAGACUACGAAGUACUGCGUCGUAUCUUGCGUCUGCCACUUACCUCACUUCCGUACUCACAACUUCCAGUGAACAAAGCGACCACGAGUCCCGUUCCUCGAGUUACGGGAGUCUCCACAGUGGAAUGAACACGACGACGCGUGAGCCAGGAAAAGGGGAAAUCAACGAACGUUUGAGGAUGGUUUUGUUGAGGGCCGUUGAAUUUAUAACGACCGCGGAUCAAGCUCCGUCAACCAGUGAAUUGCAACUCACGAGGCGUCUAUUUUCGUUGUUGCUGCAUGGUCUUUCGAGCUCUUCGGAGAAGAAAAAUCACUGGGGUGGCUCCUGGUCGUCCAAACCUUUCCUUCGGAAAAACACUGCCAGAAUAUUAGUCUGGCUUCUCGGACCGCAUCAGAGCAACAAUACGAGAGUUUAUGCAGUCAGAUCGCUGAUGGAAGAACCUCGGGGACGGGAAAUCUUGUCCUCGCUCCUUGAAAUUCACCCGCAGGUGGAACAAAAAUUCACUGUUUUCUUCUGGGACCUCUUGCGACGACGCGAUGAGAUGCCGAGUGCAGACGCAAGGGUGUGCGCCGAAUUGAAGGAAGCUUUGAAUAUUUGGAACCUCGUGAAAGGUAUUGAACGUGCCACUCCUGGUUUGUGGGGCGAAGAACUUGCGAUGCUCCGUCGCGAGCUCAUGAGGGAUCGGGAUAUUUGGCUGGAGAAUUAUUUGUCGGCGAUUCAUAGAAUUGGUAAUAGAUUCGACCUGCUAGCGAAACAAUUGGCUGAAAACGCUAUGACGGUAACCCGCUCUGUGGUCGAAGAGCAGAAUCGAGAACGCAAAGUUUUAAUGGAAAAACUUAAACACUCGAGAGCAAUGGAAGCUCAGGCUAUCGCGCGGUGGAGAGAUCUGGCGAAACGAUUGACCCACGAGAGAGCACCUUGGUAUUUUCCUGACUGUUAUCCACGCAGUUGGGAACUCGAUCCUACGGAAGGACCUGCCAGAGUGAGAAUUCGAUUGCAGAGAUGUCAUCUCAAGUUCGACAAACGAUUCCUGAUGCCUGAGCAUCAGGCGAAAUUGGAAGCUGCAAACUGCGAAGGGCCUUUGUCCUACUUAUUCAUGACAGUCCGCCAAGACACGAACGCAACUGCUCUGAUCGAGAGACUGCACACGAGCGAGAGAAUCCGCAAAAUGUCACAAGCAAGAGUUGUCACGCCGCGAGCCGAGUUGCCCGGCGAAGCUCUGAUCGGCGAAACGUGCCUUUACUUUGUUCCGGACAAUCCUGACAUGCCUCUGCACACUGACAUCGCUUUGGGAGGUUUGGAACUGGCAAUGGCAGGUGGCACGGCCUGGAGACUCGAGGAUAUUCGAGAGUUGCACAGGAGGCGAUAUCAGUUGCAGGAGCGAGCGAUCGAAAUAUUUCUCGUUACCGGACGGACUUAUUUGCUGGCGUUCAACACGUCGAAGGAAAGAGACGAAUUUGCAACGGAAUUGUCCGCUUGCAAUCUACCGCGUCGAGUUCCCGGCGAUGACCUCGGCGAAGCUCUGGCCCUUUGGCGCAGCGGAGCGCUCACGAAUUGGGAAUACGUAACUUGCCUGAACAAAUUGGCCGGACGUUCUUACAACGAUUUAAUGCAAUAUCCCGUUUUUCCCUUCGUUCUUUCGGACUACACGAACGACAAAAUUGAUCUGAACAAUCCCAAAAUUUACCGAAAUUUCGAACGUCCUAUGGCUGUACAAGACAAAAAAAAUGAGCAACAUUAUAUCAACAAUUACAACUAUCUUAAACAAGCUCUGGCCGAAGGAUUGAAUUUGAUCGCUCUCAACCAAGAACCUUUUCAUUACGGUUCUCAUUACAGUAAUUCCGGUACCGUUUUACACUUUUUGGUCCGAUUGCCACCGUUCACGAGUAUGUUCCUGUGCUAUCAAGACGACAAUUUCGACAUUCCUGAUCGAACUUUUCACGCGCUUGCCACAACGUGGCGUCUGACGAGUUGCGAUUCAACGACAGACGUCAAAGAGUUGAUACCCGAAUUUUUUUAUCUCCCCGAAUUUUUGCUCAAUUCGGAGGGUUUCAAUUUUGGAACUCGUCAAAAUGGAUGCAGAGUUGGCGACGUCGAAUUGCCGCCCUGGUGCGGCGGGGAUGCUCGACUUUUCAUUCUCGCUCAUCGAGCCGCUUUGGAGUCCGAUCUCGUUCGCGAAGUUUUGCCCUAUUGGAUCGAUCUCGUUUUUGGAUUCCGACAGACCGGGCGACCCGCCGUGGAAGCCAUUAACGUUUUUCAUCCCGCGACUUAUUACGGCUUCAACGUUGAACAAAUCGCCGAUCCGUUGGAACGUCAGGCCUGGGAAACGAUGGUUAAAACUUAUGGACAAACUCCGGCACAAUUGUUCAAAUCUCAACACCCCUUGCCUAUACAAACUGUCAGUACGAUCACACCUUCGAACAGCAUUCCUCAAGUAAUCGAAGGCGUUAGCGGUAUUAAAUGGGGAAGUUACGUCGGAGCGCCUGGAAACGAACCCGUUCUGUGCUGGAAACACAAACACAGAGCUCCGAUGGCAUCUUUAAUGCCUUUAACAACCGGCGAUGUUUUCGGCUUGCCAACUUGCACGACUCUCAUUCUCGGAUACAACAAAGAAAAAGGAACGAAUAUGCUCAGCGGAACUUCCGUUUUGGGAGCAGCUCUAGCUUCCUGGGGCGGAAACGACGGGAUCGCGAGAUUAAAAUCGAAAAAGGAACAACCGCCAAGACCAUUGAUGAAGUCCUCAGGAUUUGAUCCGAUAACAAUUCUUGGCUCAGCUCCAGAUUGCGGACAGCUCUGGGCCGGACAUUUGUCCGGAAGAAUAACGGUCCACGCUUACAACGUUGGUGCCGUGGGAAAAAUAGAAUUUAGCACGGGUCCGGCGACGGUUUUAUUGGCUCACAGAACGGCUGUGAAAGUGAUAGCUUUGUCGCGAGCUUUUAGCAUCGCAGUUUCCGGUGACGCAUCGGGCCUAAUUGUCAUUUGGGAUCUCAACAGUCUCACGUACGUUAGAUCGAUAUCUUGCGACCUUGGACACUCGAUAAAUCUCCUGAGUAUCAGCGAGACUCUCGGUGACAUAGCUGUGACUUGUCAAGUCUCUAAAUCCAUGGUAGAAAAUAGUACUGAAAAUAAAUCUGAACUUCGAGUUUUUACUAUAAAUGCUCGACCCGUUGGCACCGUUCUCUCCAGACGAAGAAUCACAGCUCUUUGCUAUAGCAACGCUCCCGAAGGUAUCUCCGUCAAUGUCAUUGCCACUGGCCUCGACAAUGGUGUUAUUAGACUGUGGAGCAGUUGGGAUUUGAGGCUGGUUCGGGAAAUCGUGAAUGGUGGAAAAGGUUGCGGUGCAAUAAUUGCAGUUGCAUGGGCUUUGGAUCAGCACCACUUGUACGCAGCUACGGAUGACUCAACCGUUCUUAUUUGGGAAGGAACGAAACGUUUGAGUAACGGGACUCCAAAAUUCUUCAAUUUGACGUCCCUCUGACAGAAAGAAGAUUCGAGUUUGAUCGAUGAGUGAAACUGUCGAAAUUGUAUAUAAAACUUAUUAUUUUUUUUCCUUUUUAAUAAUUCCGAGAAUUCUCAGUUUUAUCAAAAGACUCGAGAGAUAAAAGUCUAAGCGAUUUGUCAUUCGCAAUAUUCAUUAAACUGUCGAUUUCGACAGUCGACGUAGUUUUAACUCAAUUUCCAAACCGCGUAAGCUUUAUCGAUGCCGGCUUUACUUCAUAUACGUCCCAAUUUAAAUUUAAACAUUACAUUCUAAUCGUAACUGUUUUUUUUUUAUUCUUGAUUAUGCGGAUUCUUUGUUCGCGAUGCUGUUUUUUUUCUUGUUGUGAACACAGAUCAAUGAAAACAUUCUAUUCCCGACGUUGUUACAAUUUUUUAAAUCGAAACACGAAAACUCGUUGGUUUUAUGUGCCAACAAAUUGGAGUAUUAUUCAUCGUUAUUCUCUUUUCACGCUUUUUACUCGCGUCAACGUAAAUACUCGCGAUGUUUCUAGUGAUAUCGAAAUAUCUGAAUAUAUAAAAUAAAUUUACAUAUAUAUUUUUGUACUUGUAACUCGUUUUUUUAUCACAUGGAAAAUUUUCUUUUUCUUUAUAAAGUUCGAAUAUUUCGGAAGUUUAAUCGUCGUUUCGUAAGUCAAAGUGCCUGAACUAGUGUUUAAUUUGAACAGUUGUAAAAAAUCGAUGCUUCGUUUGUGAGAAAUAGCGAAAAAAUAUUGAAAACAUUUUAAAAAUUCAAUAACGUUUGAAAUUUUUUGAUUUAUUCGCAUUUUCUUUAUAUUGGCGAAUCCGAAAUUUUGUGUGCCUCCUUUUGAUCUCAAGUUUUUAUUACCGGAUUCGAAGAAGCUUUGAAAUUGGAGAAUUCAUGAAAUUUCGAUAAUUCAUGGGUUUCAACAAAAAUUUUCGUUACAGAGUUAUUUAUUUUGGAAUAAAUAGCGGUUGAUAUUUGACCAAUAUUCGUAACUCGAAUUUAGGUGCCACUAAAGUAAAUAAAAAAUCAAGUUGGUUAAUAUUUGAUCAAAGAAUAUUGUCCUGGUGCCAAAAAAAUGCCUGAAACCCAGUUAUGCGUAGAAAAUAUUUUAGAGAAAUAUUAUUUCAUACUCUAUACCGUUGAGAUAUUUAUACAUUUUUUAAAGCACUGAUCAUUGUAACAAUACGGUUUUUUAUAUUAAAGAAAAGAAGAUUGUCUUUAUUA
Messenger RNA from Venturia canescens, 12067 nucleotides. RefSeq names its product lysosomal-trafficking regulator mauve (gene mv). The transcript is spliced from 28 exons. NCBI's taxonomy places the organism in Eukaryota, Metazoa, Arthropoda, Insecta, Hymenoptera, Ichneumonidae. Bases 677 to 10855 code for a protein of 3392 amino acids. Gene Ontology annotation, molecular function: protein binding. The record is from RefSeq and is a predicted model, not a curated record.